GCGCGUCUUUCUGUAUACAAAGAGCAACAGCAAGAGAGAGGGAACGGCAGUAGCGUGUUUUUUGGGGGGGCUUAUGGGGGAAGUCUCUACUUGGUCUUUAUUUUAUUUUUAGUAACACCAUCGAGUGACGGAUUGUGUCAUUCGCUCCCUUACAGUGGUGGCAUUUCCACAUUACCGCCCUCCUAUUUGUGGCGCUGCUAUAUACCUCCAAAAAGAGGGGGGGAAAGAAGUCAUUAGCAGCUCAGUCGAAGCAAUGAAUGGAAGCGGCUCGGACGUGUUGGGGCAGCAGCAGCAGCAGCAGGAAGAAGACGAUUUACGUCUGAAAGUUGGUGCCAUCGUAGCGUACGAGUGCCUGCUGGAUGACACCAUCGGUACAACGUCGUGGCGCAUCGGUGCCGUCCGCGCCCUCGCCACCCCCGCUGUUUGCACCUCGCCGUCGGACGGCUUCAACCCGACGAGCGAGCCCGUGAAAGGCAACUCGAACACCGCCGAGGAGGAGGGAGAGGGGAGUGGUGCUCUCGCGGCGUCGGAGAAGCCCAUGACGCCGUCGCCGCCAUCUCCCCCAAUCCCACGUACGCAUCUGACCUCCUCCUUGUCGUCCAUUACGCUCACGCGCAAGACAACGUGCCAGACGGCUGAAAUUCAGCCGUGGAUAUCACUCGCCACAGCGACGCCAGCAGCGUACCGCAGUCACAACAAAGACGAAGAAGGCGACUACAACAGCUGCAGUGUGGGGCCGGCGAUGACGAACGGCGAGUCACUUUCCCCAUCCUCCGUCGCCGUUGGUGCAGCUGGUGCGGCUGGUGGCUCUCCCCGUCUUCUCUCUGCAGGGGGUCCGUCCGCGUGUUUGGCGGAGAUGAACGCGGUGCAGACGUCACUGAAGGAGGAGAAGGAGAAGGAGGAGGGCAUGCCGCUUUCCGCCCACAGUGACGCGCCGUCCGGUGCGGAGGAUGACGAAGACCGCCUGGCGAAGGCGCUGUCGGCGGCGUACACGCGUGUGCUGACGGCCACCACAAGUCGCGAUGGCGAACGGGGUCGAAGCACCUCGAGCGCUAUCAGCGAGGCCUCCGCUGCGGUGGCCGCCGACCCGUCGCUGCAACGACAAAUUGAGGCGAAGCGGGCUGAAUUUCGCGUGCGCAUUGAGCAGACUCUUGCGGAUCUGCAGCAGACGCGACAGCAGCAGCACGACCUCCAGAAAGCGCAGGAGAAAGCGCAGACGCAGUUGCAGCACGCACGGCAGCAUCUUCGGGAGGCACAGGAGAAGGUGCAGGAAAUCGAUGUUCGCGCCUUAAAGGAGAUCCAGGGCUAUCGCCUACCGCCGGCGGUGGUGCAGCUCGUUAUGAGUGCGGUGUUGUGUGUGUUGGGGGAGAAGGCCUCUACCUGGUCGGAGGUGGUGACGGUGAUGCGCACGCCUUCCUUCAUCGCGCGGGUGGCGCUGUACGACCCGGCGCAGCUCACCCAAGCCCGCCUUGAGGAAGUGAAGAAGAAGUACAUUGCGGAGCGGAACUUCUCGCACGCGGUGGCGAUGAAGGGCAGUCAGGCUCUGGGUCAGUUUCAGGAGUGGGUGAUGCGGCAGGCGCAGCUCGCCGACGCCGACGGGAGCCUCGCGAGGUUUCUCGCGCAAAAGGAGUCGAGCACCGCCGCCUUGGCCGUGGCGCGGCAGAAAAUAGCGGCGGGCGCGGCGGAGUUGGAGUGCUUGGAGGCGGAGCUGGACGCCCUCCUCCACGAACAGGGGCGGCAGCAGCAGCAGCAGCAGCAGCAGAAGGAAGAGGAGGAGGAGGAGCUGCGGAAGAGCACCGGCGGUGUCAUCUCCGCUAAUGGGGCAGCGGUGCCGUCGCCACGUCCUCCUGAAGCUGGUGCCCAGCAACGAGGUACACCGAAAGAACCGCAAGCGUCACAACAGCAGCAGCCCACCACCACCACGAAUUCGUCACCAGCCACCCCGCGCUCACGCUCACGGCAGCUCUCCCCAAGGUUCGCAAAAGACAAGCUUUCCUUUGGCUCACCCAUCCCGACCACCUCCGCUGUUGCGUCUUCCACCACGCAGACGCCGCCCGGCGCGAACAACACCGUCGGCCAACCGCAACAACAGCUGCAUGUCUCGCCGCUCCCCCCUCCCGGCUCCCAAUGGCUCUGCCCUCCGGCAGGGGCGGUCCACAACACCUACGUCCUGCGAAGCAGUAUUCUGUGUGUGCUGGGAUACACAUCCAGCGACGACGCGGUGCCGUUAGCAGGCUCCGUGUUUACGCUCACCAACAAGCAGCAGCAGCUGGUGUGCGAGGCGAUGGAGAAGCCCCUCCACGCGCGUCCACUUGUGCCACUGACGGCGAAGGAGGCGGCGGCAGAAAGGGUACGCGCCGUCCUCCAGCGCCUGCUGCAGCGCAUCGCCCGCCACGCUGGCCGGGUGGCACACGUCACACCGCACGUGCAGGCUGCCCAGCACCCACUCCACGCCCGUCACGGCGCGGUUCGGCACUUGGCAGAUGGCGGCGACGUCGUCGACAAUGGCGCGGCGCAGCUCCUCCGGCGAGUCCUCCAACACCAUCUCCCAGUCCUCCCCUUCGAAGGACACGGUGUGGUGCGUCGUGACGGUGGAAGGGCGCGCUGCUUCCAGACCGUGAUGGCGCACUACGAAGGUCGUCAGCAACGUCGUUCCCAGCGGGAGGCGGAAGCUGCGAUCGCCGCGCAGCAGCGACAGCACAUGAAAGAUCUCAAGCAACAGCUGCUAGAUGCCCUCGCUGCGCAGACGUCGCAGCAGAACACUGUGCAGGGGUUGGAGCUCACCCACACGGCAGCGCUUCAGCAGGCACAGCAAACACAGCAGCAGCACGCAGCGGAGGUGAAGGAGGCAGAGAACGCCGCCGCCGAAGCCGAACGCCAGCUACACGCCGCGCACGCCGCCCUGCAAGAGCAAGCGAAGAUGCAUCAGGAGGAAGUCGAGAAACUGCUAGGCCAGCUGGCACAGCGCGAGGAGGCACUUCAUCAGCUGCAGGAGGCUCACACGUCUGCUCAAGCGGCGGUGCGACGGUGCGAGACAAGGGUAAAGCAGCAGCAGGAGGGGGACGAAGCGCAGCCGCGAGAGCUGACGCAGCGAUGGGGUCAAGUCCAGGUCCAGGACACACACUCGAAGCUAGUGGAGGCGCUGCAGGCACAACUGCACGCAACGGAAACUGCGAGCAGCUCAUCGAGACUGGAGCAACAGCGUCACGCCGACGCCGCAGCCGCAGCCGCCGUGCGACGCAAUGAAAGGCGUGCCGCGUUGGAGGACAUCAGCCACAAGAUACAAAUACUCGCCAAACGCAUGCCGGUCAUUCCUUCAGGGCCGUCCACGGCAAAGAGCAACGAAGGGACUGCAGCUCAGCCGCAGCACGUCAACCCAGCAAAAGUGGCGCUCGGGCGCGAACUCGCUGUGCAACUCCACGCGAUGACGAAGGAAAAGGCCGACGUCGCCGCGGCCGUGGCGCAGUCUCGCCGGGCCACCACCCAUCAUCAACGCGCCGUGGAGGCGGCGGCGGCGGAGGUGCAGCGGCGACGUCGUGCGCUGCAUGAAGCGGUAGGCGGCGGAACGGGCUCGAUGGCCUCCACGGCGAGCGCCGGCAAUGAGGAGGAGCAGGAUGGGCUGGCCGCGUUGUACGCCGAAGUCGCCGCCGCGUCGCAGCGCUGCACCGCCUCUAUGCAGAACUUAACCGUGCAAGAAGAACAGCGGCUGCAGGCGUGUGCGGAGGAAGAGGCUGAAGUGUCCAGGAUUCUACAACGCAUGAAUGCGUCGGGGAGUCGUGACGCCGUGGCGCAGCUCAUGCGGGAGGUGCACAACCGGGCCACGAGCAGUUUCUUGCAGCGCCAUCAAACAGCGUGGAUGAACACGUGCCUGUGUGGGCUUCUCUUCGCGGCGGUGGCAACGCUUCAGUACAAGAAGUACGCCGUUUAA
Molecule: messenger RNA, 3928 nt
Organism: Leptomonas pyrrhocoris
Lineage: Eukaryota; Euglenozoa; Kinetoplastea; Trypanosomatida; Trypanosomatidae
Product: kinetoplast-associated protein-like protein
Exons: 1
Coding region: 254-3928 (1224 amino acids)
Source: RefSeq, a predicted model, not a curated record